CUGCCGGGGGCUCUCUUGCAGGAGAAGGAUCUCAUCCAUAAACUUUUCAAAGUGCUGGUUCCCCGCUUCCAGCGUUACUCCGGAAACUACACCCGCAUGUUCCAGAUUCCUAACAGUGAUGACCUGAACCGGGUUAAGAUGGCCGUCAUCGAAUACAAGGACAACCCGCUCCCGCCUCUUCCGGUGCCCGGCAGGGACAGCGAGAAGACUUUGGUCAACCAGCUCCUGAAAGGAUACCGGAUGGAGGUGCGCAGGGACAGAAAAGCCAAGGGUGCUGAGCAGCAGGCGGGCACACCUGUGUAGAGAGAGAGAGGUGUGUUCCUUCUGGGGGGGGGAGAGGAAGGGAAAAAGUGGACCCUCUGCCCAGGCGGGGCCUCGCUUGCUUGCUCGCUCGCUCGCUGCCCAAGGGGCUCAGGUGGCUUCUCCGUCGGAACCCCUAGGGUUGCCUCUCUUGUCCCUGGUUUUGGUUUGGCUGUUUAAAACCACAUACAGUUUUUGUCAGCUGUGGUAAACAAAGUGGGGGCUCUUUCUUGCUGCUGUGAUGAGAACUUAAAGGAAGCAAAGCAGGGUUCCUGUUGUUCUUGUGGAAAUAAAUAUGAGUACUGUGUA
Pogona vitticeps (central bearded dragon) is the source of this 609-nucleotide messenger RNA. The record is from RefSeq and is a predicted model, not a curated record. NCBI's taxonomy places the organism in Eukaryota, Metazoa, Chordata, Lepidosauria, Squamata, Agamidae.